This is a messenger RNA of Naegleria lovaniensis, 1644 nucleotides long. RefSeq lists its product as uncharacterized. Lineage: Eukaryota; Heterolobosea; Eutetramitea; Acrasida; Naegleriidae. The transcript has 2 exons. Gene Ontology annotation, biological process: cyclic nucleotide biosynthetic process; intracellular signal transduction. The record is from RefSeq and is a predicted model, not a curated record. Bases 1 to 1644 code for a protein of 547 amino acids.
AUGACAGCUGACAAUGAUGUGAAGAUCUUUCAGUCUAAGAAGGAAAAAAUUAUUCGGUCAACCUAUGAAACUGUCAAUGACACAGAAAUUGUGGCAAUAGCCAAAACUGCGUUCACAAAUUUGGCAACAAGUCCACAAAAUCUUGUAUGCAACAAGAUUCUCUUGACGUCAAAUGCCAAUUCUUAUAUUUUGCUCUAUCGAUUGUGUACAGAGACCAAAAUCGAUUGGAUUUUUGUUUUGGCAGUUCCUCAAUGGACAUAUAUUUCCUCAACACUCAUUGCAGUUUUAGUCGCAGUUUCUGGCUCACUUCUGAUUGUCACAGUAGGAAUUAUUUUUGGAAUUCUCUUUUCAGUUCGAAUUGUACAACCUUUCCAUCAAUUAAUUGAAUCUUUUGAAAGCGUAGGUCAAAUGGACUUAGACAGUUUGUUCAUCCAAAAGAGUUCCUUUUCUGAAGUUAGAGAAUUACAAAAACAAUUUCAAUUCAUGGUGAAUCGAAUGAAACUCUACAAAAGUUUCAUUCCAUCUCAUUUGUUGUCAGAGAUUGAAAAUGGAGGAGAACAUGAUGUAAAAGAUGACGCAGGUUAUCAUUUGGUCAAUGUUGCUGCAAGCUCUUCUUCUCAACGAACGAAAGGUUCUUGUGAAAGUUUUUCGAAAAAAUCCUCAAAUUGUUCCACACAAAAUAUGGGAUCUGCAUCAUUACGUAGAAAAUAUGUCCAAAAAGAUAACAAAUUUCAAUUGUAUCUUGAGAAGAGAAGGAUCACGUUGGUUGAGAUAUUAUUGGAAGGAUUGAAUGAUUGGUUGAGUAUUCUCACUCCUAACGAAACAGUAAUGCUGUUAAGUGACAUUUUUGAGCAAGUGAAUAGUAUUUGUAGAUCAAGUGGCAGUUCUCAAAUUUCAUCUCUCGAAAACGAUUCCCUCAUCAUUGCAUUCAAUGCCACUCGAAAUCAAAACAAACAUGAAGAAAAAGCAGCACAUUUCUGUCAAGUCCUUAAUGAAAAGUUAUUGGGUGUUAAAUACAUGAAAUGGAAGAGAAUCAUGUCUCAUUCUAAUCUAGUCAACGAAACCAGCAGUAAUAGCCUUCAAAGUUCCAAGAAAUUCCAACCUCUUAAUAUUUGUGACUUGAUGCGUUUCAGAUUUGCCAUUACCACUUGUGACAGCUUUUGUGGAAAUGUUGGAAGUCAGGAAAUGAAGCAAUUUAGUGUUCUCAGUAGUGGAAAAUAUAAUUUAUCCACCAUGAUGGAGGUUGCAAAGAAGCUUAAUGUGAAUAUAGUCUGUUCAGAAUCUGUGAAGAGAGUGUGUGAAAAGUCAUUUUGCAUGCGUUAUGUGGAUACUCAGAAUUUAACAGAUGACUCAUACGUGGCAAGUUAUGGAAAUAUUGGCGAGGAUCUUUCCAAACUCAUUCCACAAACAGCAACUCACAUCUACCAGCUGGGUCAAGUAUUACAAGUCAAUCAAGACGAGUGGAUGUAUGAAUUAUUUGAAAAAGAAAAGAUGAACGAAUGGAAUACUUACAAUCAAGCUUGUCAAUUGUACUUUGAGAGAAAUUACGCACAGGCUUUAGAGAUGUUCCAAGAAUUCUCUGCAAAAAAUUCACAGGAUAAGCCAACGGAGCAAAUGAUUCAAAGAUGUACAUUGUCUCUGUAA